Aspergillus campestris IBT 28561 is the source of this 1653-nucleotide messenger RNA. Its product is annotated as flavin-containing monooxygenase. The record is from RefSeq and is a predicted model, not a curated record. The transcript has 7 exons. NCBI's taxonomy places the organism in Eukaryota, Fungi, Ascomycota, Eurotiomycetes, Eurotiales, Aspergillaceae. Gene Ontology annotation, molecular function: N,N-dimethylaniline monooxygenase activity; flavin adenine dinucleotide binding; NADP binding. The coding region runs from base 1 to 1653 and encodes 550 amino acids.
AUGGGCUCGCUUCCUGCGGCAGCUACUCUGACCGUCCAAGACCAAUAUAUCGGCGCGCCGCAGCCAAUCAAGGUCAUUGUGAUUGGGGCGGGAAUCUCCGGUAUUGCCUUUUCCUACAAAGCGCAGUUCCUCGAGGGUGUUGAGUAUGUCAUUUAUGAAAAGAACGCCGACGUCGGCGGCACAUGGCUCGAGUCCCGCUACCCCGGUUGCUCGUGUGAUAUCCCGGCGCAUUCGUACAGCUACCCAUGGGUAGGGAACCCGGAGUGGUCGAAGGUGUAUGCCGGAGCCGAAGAGAUUUGGGAUUUUUAUCGCCAGCGAGCCAAGGAGUACGGGCUGUACGAACAUGCAAAGUUCAACCAGCGAGUGAUUGGAGCAGAGUGGGACGAUGAUAGCGGACGGUGGACAAUCAAGGUGCAAGACGCUGCCUCGGGAAGGAUCACCGUCGAUUCCGCCGAAGUGGUCCUCAACUGUGCUGGGGUGCUCAACCAGUGGAAGUGGCCGGACAUCCAGGGUCUCCACUCGUUUGGUGGAACACUGGUCCAUACGGGGAAUUAUCCUCAAGGUCUGGAUCUCGCUGGAAAGCGCGUAGCCGUCAUCGGUGCUGGCUCGUCCGCCAUCCAGGUUGUGCCAACAAUCCAACCAAUUGUCAAGUCACUUGUGACUUUCGCCCGGUCGCCCACCUGGGUAGCACCCCAGUUCGUGGGAAGACUCGCAACCGACGGGCGGUCCACGAAAUACACGGAAGCCCAGAAGGAACAAUUCCGUACUGACCCCGAGCGUUUGGUAGCAUACCGCCGGGAAAUUGACCAGGAGCUCAAUUCAAGAUUCCCCAACUUUUACAAGAAUUCCCCAGCACAGAAGAUGUCGCGGGAGAUCGUUGAGAAGAGCAUGCGUGAACAACUCGCCAAGAUGGACCCAGCGCUACGCGAGCAGCUCAUUCCCGACUUUGAUGUGGGAUGCAGACGGGUCACUCCGGGCGAGGGCUACCUCGAGGCCCUUCAGCAAGACAAUGUCGAGGUCGUCCGGACUCCUAUCCAGGAAGUGACGCCAGAUGGAGUUGUCACGCGCGAGGGUAAAGUAUACUCCGUGGACGUGAUUAUUGCGGCAACAGGAUACGAUACUUCCUACGUCCCUGGAUUUCAAUUGACAGGGCGUAAUGGGGUCGAUCUCGCGAAGCGAUGGAAGCAAACAGGGGCCGAAGCUUAUUUCACCUGUGCAGUCCCAGACAUGCCGAACUACUUCAUGGUGGUUGGACCAAAUACACCCAUCUCCAACGGCUCGCUAAUGCCGUCUAUUGAGGCGCAAGUCGACUUCGCGCUCUCCUUCGUGGAUCAAAUUCAGCGCCAAGGAGUCAAGUCGGCCGUCGUCAGUCAGUCUGCCACGACGGAGUUCAAUGACCAUAAAGAUGCCGUCAUGGAGCUGCUCACGUUUUCCGGAAACUGUAAUAGCUGGUACAAGGGCGGCACUUCCACCGGUAGGAUUGUUGGGCCGUGGCCAGGGUCAGUGAACCACUUUCUCGAGUCGAUUAGGAAUCCACGCCUGCAGGACUUCGAGUAUACAUACCGCACACAGAAUCGAUUCAUGUAUCUGGGCAAAGGUCUCUCAGCGCGGGACCUCGCCAAGGAUAAUCUUGGGUGGUAUAUUAGGGGAUAA